This is a messenger RNA of Colletotrichum abscissum, 1137 nucleotides long. RefSeq lists its product as uncharacterized. The transcript has 2 exons. The record is from RefSeq and is a predicted model, not a curated record. Bases 1 to 1137 code for a protein of 378 amino acids. NCBI's taxonomy places the organism in Eukaryota, Fungi, Ascomycota, Sordariomycetes, Glomerellales, Glomerellaceae.
AUGCACCAUCCCGACAAGCCUCCAUCUCCAGACCCUGAAAUGGAUCUCUUGCCAAUUUAUUCAUCUGGCCUAGACCCCGACCGAAUAGAUCCCUACCGAGAUGCUGGGAAGCAAAGAGAGUGGAGUGUCACCAACCUGGACCCCGCAUCUGGAGAGCUGUCACCGGCAACGCCAAAAGAUACGACUUCACUUCGCAUUUUGAACGAGUUGGUGUUGAAGGCUUUACAAGACCUCGAGACUAGAUUGGAGCAUCAAAUUUCCCAGGACCAGAACACCUUAGGCCGGGGAGGGGGCAAAGCCUCGGCACGAAAACGUGAUCGCCAAUCUAGCAAUUCGCAGCAGCCGCCGUCCUCGAAACAACAAGUAUCGUCUAAAAGAGAGCGGGCGAGCCUCAUCCGAGAUGGGAACGACUCCCCAAAUGACGAGGACAAGAAUGGCUCCAGCCCCGAAGAGGAACAUGACGGCGGUAAUGCCAGUGAUGCAGAACACAAAUAUCUUGCCUGCCCUCUGUUUCGAAAGGACCCGCGAAGGUACGCGGCUUGUGCGAAACGUCGGCUCAGGCGCAUCAGGGAUGUAAAGCAGCACAUGAGGAGACAACACAGGAGACCACAGUACUACUGUCCUAUUUGUUGGAAAACAUACUCGGGACCCGACGAGCGUGAUGAACAUGUCAUUGAACGCUCUUGUAGCGCCCCGCAAGAAACAAGCACACCGUGGAUCACGCGAGAGCAAGACACCCGGUUGGAGGGAAGAGUUCCAAAAGGGUCAACCGUGGAACAAUGGUAUACGAUAUGGGAUAUUGUCUGUCCAGGGCAAACACGCCCAAAUCCGCCGCAUUGCUUUCUGGGCAAGAUGGUUGAAGAUUUCAGCACCUUACGGCGAGAGCUCUGGGAAGAACACGGCCGCGAAAUUGUCGAGGAACUUGAAAAGUCCGGUGGAAUCAGGGCGUUUGUCAAUCUGAAGCAGGUUCAGUACCUCAAUCCCCUGGCCGUGUUCACGGUGUUCCUCAAGAUGGUCCCGACACGACUCAUCAUCAACCAUUUGAGAUGCAGGAGAACUUACUCCAGGAAGGCCACAAAUCCGCCCCAGACCAAGGACUACAGUUCGGCGGGCCACAGCUGGGCGACUUGGACUUGA